Molecule: messenger RNA, 564 nt
Organism: Saccostrea cuccullata (small rock oyster)
Lineage: Eukaryota; Metazoa; Mollusca; Bivalvia; Ostreida; Ostreidae
Exons: 5
Coding region: 1-564 (187 amino acids)
Source: RefSeq, a predicted model, not a curated record
AUGGCAGAAGUCGAAAGCAUUCCUACUAGGCCAGAACCACCCUCCUUGUUUGAAGGCAAUACUGCAGCAGACACAACACAAGAAACACAAGCCAAAAAGGCCAGGGCGUCUGACUUGAUUGAUAUGGCAGAAGUCGAAAGCAUUCCUACUAGGCCUGAACCACCCUCCUUGUUUGAAGGCAAUACUGCAGCAGACACAACACAAGAAACACAAGCCAAAAAGGCCAGGGCGUCUGACUUGAUUGAUAUGGCAGAAGUCGAAAGCAUUCCUACUAGGCCAGAACCACCCUCCUUGUCUGAAGGCAAUACUGCAGAAGAAGAAACGCAAGCUUGUCAAGUUGGUUCACACAUAGAGGUGACACAUGGGAAAGAAAUUUUGAAAGCUGUUAUUGUUCGUCUGUCUGCAAACCCAAUGGGUUAUUGGGUUCGUUUUUUUCGAAAAGCUUCAAAGGGGGUUUAUGGACUUGAAGAGAAAGAAUUCUUCAUUGUGAAUGAAGACAUUUCUGAUAGAAUUCGUGACCCUACUCUAGAGGCCUUAGGGUCACGACUGUUUUAUAAGUUUUAA